AUGGCCGGCAGCACAAAGCAAGCACAGAACAAGGGCAGAAGAAGCUCUCCCAAGCCAGCUUCAGAUGAGCUCGUCCUCGACCAGAACGAAAUCAUGAGGGCCAUGCUGGCCAUGCAGAAGGGGAAGCAGAGGGAGGGCUCUGACAGCGAUGAUGAGUCGGAGAGGGACGAGUCGGAAGGGGACGCGUCGGAGGAGGAAGCGGAAGGGUCAGCAAGCGAGGCAGAAUCUUCGACGUUUGCUCAACAAAAUCUCAAGCGACGCCGCUCAUUGUCGCUGUCCCUCGGAGAAGAGUCUGAGCCAGAGGCAGCGCAGCCGGCAAGACAGACUCAGGGCAGGGUGGGAGUAUCUCGUACCGCCACUUCUACAAAGACUCCUCUCAAGACGCAGCCAAAACCAACUGGUCUUCAAUCUGCCCCCAAACCCGCCGCUGGGACAUCUUUUGAAGAUCUCGGGCUAUCCCAGCCCAUCAUUAGAGCGCUGGCCUCUAUCAGCAUUACAAAACCUACAGAGAUUCAAUCCGCUUGUAUUGGCCCGAUCAUGGCUGGAAGAGACUGUAUUGGAGGCGCCAAGACGGGUAGUGGUAAAACGAUGGCAUUUGCCCUUCCGAUACUAGAGAGGAUCGCUAGAGAUCCGUUCGGUGUCUGGGCGGUUGUGCUCACACCCACUCGAGAACUCGCCUAUCAACUCACUGAACAAUUCCUCGCCAUUGGCAAGCCCCUUGGCCUCACUACGACCACCAUCGUCGGCGGUAUGGACUCUAUGAAACAAGCCAAAGAGCUCGAGGGCAGACCGCACAUCAUUGUCGCUACCCCUGGUCGUCUGUGCGACUUGCUGAGAAGUGGUGGUGUUGGGUCAGGCAAGCUGAGCCGAGUCAAGAUGCUGGUGUUGGACGAAGCGGACAGGAUGCUCACGCCGACGUUUGCCCCUGAUCUUGCGUAUCUGUUCUCACAGGUACCUGCAAAGAGGCAGACCUGUCUAUUCACGGCUACUGUGAGCGAGGCCAUCAUGGACUUGGCCAACAAGCCGCCGCCUCCCGGCAAGGAGGCGCCCCAUGUAUACCGAGUAGCAUCCGACACACUGACCGUUGCCAACUUGAAGCAAAAGUACCUCUUUAUCCCCAGUCAAAUCCGUGACCCCUACCUCCUCUACAUCCUGCAGAACCCUCUCGAGGAUAUCGACAUUGCCCUCCGUAUCGACCCCAAAAAGGCCAAGGCCCAAGAACGCGAAGCCACCAUGGGCAACAAGAGAGGGAAAAAGUCUAGAUCCGACCCGGAACCUGCGGAAGAAUCACAGUCUAUCCCAUCCACAGUCAUAUUUACCCAACGCUGUGCCACCGCCCAUCUCUUGCACCUCCUUCUCAACUCUCUCGACAUCCCCUCCGUGCCCCUCCACUCUCACCUCACCCAGCCCCAAAGACUUCUCUCCCUUGCCCGGUUCCGAGCUCAUGAAGUGCCUGUACUUGUCACCACGGACGUUGGUUCGCGUGGUCUCGAUAUCCCCGAAGUCGCGAUGGUGAUCAACUGGGAUUGUCCCCGCAGGGCAGACGACUAUGUCCACCGAGUGGGUCGUACCGCCCGAGCGGGAAGGGGAGGUGUAGCGGUGACCAUAGUGACCGAGAGGGAUGUAGAACUGGUCAAGGUGAUUGAGGAUGAGGUGAAUGUCCAGCUGGAAGAGUUAAAGUUAAACGAGGAUACCGUGUUGGAAGGGUUGAACAAGGUGUCUAUGGCCAGGAGAUUAGCGACUAUGGAAAUGCACGACUCGGGCUUUGGGGAACGACAGGCUCUGAAUAAGGCCAAGCAGAUCAAGAGGCAGAAGAGGGAUGCCACAAAGUAG
Messenger RNA from Cryptococcus wingfieldii CBS 7118, 1833 nucleotides. Its product is annotated as ATP-dependent RNA helicase DBP8. The coding region runs from base 1 to 1833 and encodes 610 amino acids. The record is from RefSeq and is a predicted model, not a curated record. Gene Ontology annotation, molecular function: nucleic acid binding; RNA helicase activity; ATP binding. The transcript is spliced from 4 exons. Lineage: Eukaryota; Fungi; Basidiomycota; Tremellomycetes; Tremellales; Cryptococcaceae.